Molecule: messenger RNA, 580 nt
Organism: Bemisia tabaci
Lineage: Eukaryota; Metazoa; Arthropoda; Insecta; Hemiptera; Aleyrodidae
Gene: RpL36
Product: ribosomal protein L36
Biological process (GO): translation
Cellular component (GO): ribosome
Molecular function (GO): structural constituent of ribosome
Source: RefSeq, a predicted model, not a curated record
GCGUGCCUGGUAAAAUUCCUUGCAUUUCGAUGCAACCCUGGCAGAUAGCGCUGAUGGCGAUCUGAAAAUCGUCCAUCUUUGUUUUUGUACAGGAACCAACGUGAAGUGAAGUGUAAAUCGUCGAGAAAUGGACACCGACACGGCCGUAGUAAAAACCCCCAAGAGGAAGCGUGCGAUCAAGCACUCAAUCGCCGUCGGAUUAAACAAAGGUCACAAAGUAACUAAAAUUCAGUAUGCAAAAUCCAGGCAUGAGAAAACAAAGAAAAUUCUUCCAUCCAGGUUUAAGGGAAUGCAAACCAAACAUUCCAAAUUUAUCAGAGAUUUAAUCCGAGAAGUAACUGGUCAUGCUCCUUAUGAAAAGCGGGCAAUGGAAUUGUUGAAAAUCUCCAAAGAAAAGCGGUGUUUGAAAUUCUUGAAGAGACGAUUGGGCACACACAUCAGAGCAAAGAAGAAGCGUGAAGAACUCAGCAACAUCUUGAUCGCCAUGAGGAAAGCUCAAGCACACAAAAACUAAUCUGACUUCCUUGUUGUGAAUUUUUAUACCUUAAGGACUCAAAUAAAAUUGUUUAAAUUUUUACAA